This is a messenger RNA of Pelmatolapia mariae (spotted tilapia), 1590 nucleotides long. RefSeq names its product sex comb on midleg-like protein 4. Lineage: Eukaryota; Metazoa; Chordata; Actinopteri; Cichliformes; Cichlidae. Gene Ontology annotation, molecular function: histone binding; chromatin binding. Gene Ontology annotation, biological process: negative regulation of DNA-templated transcription. The record is from RefSeq and is a predicted model, not a curated record. Gene Ontology annotation, cellular component: nucleus. The coding region runs from base 85 to 897 and encodes 270 amino acids. The transcript is spliced from 6 exons.
GGGGGGGGGACAUCCAUAAAUCUGCUGCUGAGGUGAGGCAUCACAGAGACGGCAAUUAGCACAGACAGCUGUGUGCAUGGUCUGAUGAGUUCCUUGUCCGCCGGCUCAGAGAUGCAGGCUUCCGCUCUUGACCCACAGUUCAUACCGGGGCCCCAAGGUAAGGUGCCUGGCAGGAAGCGAGGACGCCCUCCUAUCCGAAAGCUGGAGUUCCAGAGCCACUAUGUUGAAACUCUGUCGCCCCUUAAGGUCCCGAAGAAAAGAGGCAGGAAGCCUGGCUUUAAGCUGAAGCCCCGGAUGGUGAUGUCCCCUCUAGCCAAUUCUCCUCCCAGCAGCACACCAGAGCCAGAGAUGGGCUCCAUCCCACAGGACGCUGCCAUCGUCCCCCAUUCUGCCACACCACAGGUCCUGACAGCGGAGACGCCAUUGGCUGAUGAUUUUUUAUGUGACCCACCGGUGGACUCGAGGCGCUAUGCUAUAGAUCCCAGUGACUCUGCAUUCAGCGUCACAACAUCACAGUAUCAGACGAAGCAGUCCUACGGUUACCGUGGCAGCAGUUGCUCUGCUACAGCAGGCAUGUGCAGACAAGCGUCAAGCCCAGGAAGUCACCAGGAAGGAAACAGAAAUGCCUACAGCCCGAUGUCAGAUGCCGGAGAGUGCAAGCGUCCUGUCGGUAAGGACCCUUCCAGCUGGGGUGUAGAGGAUGUGGUUUGGUUCAUUAAAGAUGCUGAUCCCCAAGCUCUGGGACCCCAUGCGGAAGCAUUCAGGAAGCAUGAAAUAGAUGGGGACGCCCUACUCCUUCUUAAAAGCGAGAUGAUGAUGAAGUACCUGGGAUUGAAGCUGGGACCAGCGCUCAAACUCUGCUACCACAUCGACAGGCUUAAGCAGAGCCGGUUGUGAGCCGAGUCCUCGAUCGCCUCGUUAAUUUUUAAGAGCAACGAGUCGGUGCCGAUUCCCGAAACCUUUCUAAGUCAUCAGCAAUACAUCACGAACGUCUGAUCCAAAUAUAUGCUGGCUUUUACUACAUUUACACCACACUUUGUCCACAGAUUGGACACUGUGACUGUACAUGUGAGGACUUUUAAGAGCUCAAACAGUUAUUUUACUUUUGUCUCUCUUUACUUUAUACCUGAACUGCUUUAGAUUGUAAAUAGUUUGUCGCCAAACAGAUGGCAGCUACGGUAUAUUGAAGUACGACCUUUAAUAAUCAUUUUUGAGCUUGGGCAUCGUUAAUUUGUGCAGAUCAUAAUCACUGGAUACUGUAUUAUAUCAUAAUAAACUUCUAGGGUGCUUUACCUCAGUAACACAUUUAAACUUUACAAAGUCUUGCUGCUGGACUUUUAAGAUAGUCCAUUUUAUCCUCACUUGGUCACGUUUAUCCAGGUUGAAGUUGGUGACAUGACAUGAAUUAAUAACUCAAACUGUUCACUAAGUCGAUUUGGAAGUCUGUUUCAAGAUAAUCUAGAACAAAACAGUGCUGUUACUGAGCCAUUUUGAGGGCAAAGUUCUCAAACAUCUCUGAACUUGCGCACUUGUUGGCCAAGCAAAUGGUCUAUAUGCCAGAGACUUGACAAUACAAAGUGUACAUUUAUA